Molecule: messenger RNA, 772 nt
Organism: Hyaena hyaena (striped hyena)
Lineage: Eukaryota; Metazoa; Chordata; Mammalia; Carnivora; Hyaenidae
Gene: CBY3
Product: chibby family member 3
Exons: 2
Source: RefSeq, a predicted model, not a curated record
AUGGGGCCAGGCCUGGGACAGCAGCUCGGCACCUCCAACACAUCCUCCAGCAGUGCCCCAGGCUCGCCUUCAUCACUCUGGACACCAGGCCUCCAGAGGCAAGGGCGCAGCCCCGGUCGCCCACGUCCUCGAGGCCCGGCACCAGGCACCUGAGCGCCCCACAAGGCCCACUCGGCCUUCGCCCUGGAGGCCUUCGGGUGCCUGAGCUCGGGCCACGCCAGCCGCCUGUGGGAGCAGCUGCGGCAGUUCUGGGCCGACCACUUUUCGCGGCGCUUCUCCCCGCGGCGCCCGCCGCUGCGUCGCAUUUCCUCCAUGUCCACCUUCUACCUGCUGGACCACCGGACGCGCCAGGCCGAGCUGGGCCUCAGCUACGGCGCGCCGCGCACGCGCCUCACCGACGAGGCCUUCGUGUUCCGCGGCGGCCGGUGGGCCAUCGAGGGGCAGCUGGGGCGGUCGCGGCCGCCGCUGCCCUCGCCCGGCAACUCGGGCUGGAAGACGCAGGUGCAGGGGGUCAACAGCCAGUUGCUGCUGGAGGAGAACAACUACCUGAAGCUGCAGCAGGAACUGCUCAUGGACAUGCUGACUGAGACCACGGCACGCAUGCACCUGCUAGAGAAGAAGCUCGACUCGCAAGCCAGCCCGCCGCCUGGGGCGCGCUCCUGGCAGCGGAAGAUGCGCAAACGCGAAGGCGCGAACGCCGUGCUGGUAAUCCAGCCGCGCGCUCUGGAGUCGCGGUGACGCAAUAAAGCCCGUGCGGCGCACGCGCACUUCA